UCUUCUCCAAUGCAAGCUGACGAAGAUGACGAAGGAAGAAGUGGAGUUUGUAUCUGAGGGUCCCGUCAGACCGGUAUUGGAAUGUAUUAAUCUAAGUAGUGAUAGUGAGGAUGAGGGAUGUUCUUCGAGCACGCUUGAAGAUAAAAUCACCAGCCAUAAAGCGCGCGUUACGUCUACACUGGACAGACUAGCACAGCAGGUGGCUUUAGAGAAACAGGAAAGAGCAAAUAAAUGUAGAGCAUUCAAGGAGAAGCAAAUCUUACAAAAAGCUCAUGGACAGCAGGAGCUGGCUUUUAGUUCGACAAAUGGAAUGAAUCAGGAGGCAAAACGCUGCGUUGACAUGUGGUUAAAGAUGCCAGGUGUUCAACCUGGAAGGAUCAGUACGGGUUUCGGAAGGAGACACAGACCUGCUCCAUUCCCCAGAAAUAGUUCAACCAUACACACUUGUCCAGUGAUCAACUGUGGUCGAGUUUAUGACAAUGUUCCCCUCCUUGAAGGACACUUAAAAAGGUUUGAUCACUCCCCUUGCGACCCAACCAUCAAUCUUAAAGGAUGUCCAUCUGAGCUCUUUGGCUGUGCUGCCUGUGGUCAACAUUUUGAGACUAAAGAAGCGUGGAGGAAACAUCUUGAGUCGAAGGUGUCCUCAUCUAGUGCCGAUCAUCACAGCCUAACUCAGACCUAUCAGCGGAUUGUGUGUUUUGCCUGUCCUUCCUGCUACGUCUUCUUCAACCUGCGAGAUGAGUGCCUUCAGCACAUGUCAGCCAAAAACCACUUCACAGAUUCACUUCCCAUGAAUGAAACCAGAGGAAGAGCACUGCCAGUUCCCAUCCCACAAUAUGUUAAGAAUCGUCUCAUCAUUUUGUGCAAGGAUGCAGCGUUCACUGUCCGAUGCUCUAUAUGUCACAAAGUACUGAUUUCACACCAGGCAGCCCAAGCUCACUUUAAUGUACAUUGCAGACAAGGCUGUGCGGUGGCCAAGGCUGAUAAAACAGUAGUGCAGGUAAUGAAACAGCUGCAAGUGCGAGGGCAGUGCUCCCUCUGCUGUCUAAUGUUCCACAGCCAAGCUGAAAUUGAGAGACACAGAGAAUCGACCCAGCACGACGUGGAGAUCAACCAAACGAUGGAUAAAGCGGUCCUUCAGUACUGCAGGUUCAGUGAAAUUCAACACACACAGAGGGCUGGAGGGGCACAGGGGAAAAGCCAGUCCACCGGCCUUGAAACGCCUUCUCAAAAGAGAAACAAGAAGAGGGCCAAUUGUGAAGAAUCGUCGACCAAACGGCAGAGACUCAGCCAGGGUGUGAACGGCAGCACUGGCAGGAACACGGCUGCAGUGUGGUGCUGUGAGUGUGGUUUACAGUUCUCAGAGGAGGCUGCUGCCAGUAAGCAUCUCUUGGCAGUGAACCAGAUUUUCCAUCAGUGUGGAGUGUGUGGCAAACACAUGGGAGAGUCCUCAAUUACCCGCCUGCAUAUGAGUCGCUUUCACGGGGGAGCUCAUCUCUCCAACUUCCUGUUCUACUGCCGCAAGUGCAAAGUGGAAAUGCCUCGGUACGAAGACAUCCUGUCGCACGUGUCAGAAGAUCACAGUGGGCACACCUACUUCACCGAACAAGAAUUGCCCGAGGAGCUCGCCGCGGCCAUUGACGCCAAACCGUCCACCAGCACCCUACAUUCAUCCUCCACAAAGUCGGUAAUCCAACAGGACACAGUAGAGACAUCUUCUUUAAUAGCAGAGCAGACAUGGAUGUGCAGGAUGUGCGAGGACGUCUUUGACUCGGAGGCGGACGUCCGGAAACACUGCAGUGACGUGAGCAGUCACAGCUUUCAGAGGUUCAUCUGCGGACACUGCCCUCAGAAGUUCUUCAAAGAGUCCACCGUCCGUAGACAUUGUAUGAACGAGCACGGUGGGGAGAUAAAGAGCUCCCACUUCUGCGGCCUCUGUGACAGCAUGCAGUUUGAAUCUGAGGGCGAGUUCUUGGAGCACUACAAGAAUCUUCACAGUAAGGACUACUACUGCAUGGACGGUGGUGACGUCGUUCAACCCACGGCUGUGGAGAGCACCAGUGAGCUCACAUGCCCAUGCAUGGGCUCAGAAAAGAGAAAAGAUGAAAGGAGAGCUACGUACACACAAUGCAUGAGGAAUCUGGCAGAUGAAGGAAAGUGUGUGUAUGUGUGUGCUCCUUGCGACGUAUCUGUGCCUUCCUACGCACAGAUGAAGACUCACGUCCACACUAAACACACAGCUUUGAACCUGGACAAGACCUUUGACGUAGAAUGCAAAUCUUGCCAGGAGAGUUUUUCUGGCGUACCAAGUUUCCAUAAACACUACCACUCCCGACACUGUACACUGGAGCCUUGCAUGAGCUCCAGGACCUGCAGUAAGGACAGGGAAGCAGAGCCCCCCCCUGUAAAGAUAGUCAAUGCUGUGGAGAUCAAACCCAACACCAAUGAGAUUGAAGAUGAAACGCUGGUGAAGUUUUUGGAAAUGGAUCAGACAGGCAAAGAAAGCGAAGCACUUGAAAAUGAAUCUGACGAGGAGAUGUCUGUGAGCACAGAAGAGGCAAGAGAGUCAGCAGAGUUGGAAGAAGCUCUCAAAAGAAGUCUUCUGGAGUUUUAAGGAUGUGAUGAGAUUUGUUUUCUUGUGACACAAUGAUCAGACAUUAUAUCGAGAUGUUUUGUAUCAGAUAUGUCUGUUCAGAUUAUGUUAAAUAAAUGUUAGUUGCUGUUUCA
Messenger RNA from Morone saxatilis (striped sea-bass), 2727 nucleotides. RefSeq names its product zinc finger protein 451 (gene znf451). Gene Ontology annotation, cellular component: nucleus. Gene Ontology annotation, molecular function: sequence-specific DNA binding; DNA-binding transcription factor activity, RNA polymerase II-specific. The record is from RefSeq and is a predicted model, not a curated record. Lineage: Eukaryota; Metazoa; Chordata; Actinopteri; Moronidae. Gene Ontology annotation, biological process: regulation of transcription by RNA polymerase II.